ACAAGUGACAAUUAAUGUGAAUUGUGAACGGACAAGUGACAGUUGUACAAACUAAAAUUGAAAAUAUUAUUUUUUGUGUUUGUUUUUCAAGUUUAUAACUUUGGUGUUCACUGAAAUUAGUUCGCGAUUUUUUUUAAAAUAUAGCAUUUAUGUUCAGUUUCUUUAUUACUUUGCAUUUGUUAAGUACAAUGACUAUAUUUUUGUAUAAAUAGCAUGUUUGUAAAGUAUAAACUAUUGUAAUUUGCAAUGGAUAGUUACGUUGUAUUAUCUUUUAUUGGCGAGGGAUCGUUUGGUCGUGUAUUUAAAGCUAAAUACAAGGAAACCGACGCUGUGGUAGCUUUAAAAGUCAUAAGAAAGAAAGGAAGGUCUUCCAAAGACUUAAAGAAUCUAAAGCAGGAAUGCGAUAUACAAAGGCAAUUGAAUCACCCGAAUAUAAUCCGCAUGAUAGAUAGUUUUGACACAGAAACAGAACUAGUAGUGGUCACAGAAUAUGCAGAAAAAGAGUUACAUAGCAUUCUGGCUAAAGAAGGAUGUUUGAAUGAAGAACAAGUAAAGAAAAUAACCUGGGAUUUAGUUUCAGCUUUGUAUUACUUACACUCGCACAGAGUGCUCCACAGGGACCUAAAACCGCAAAAUGUACUACUGGACAGCACAGGCCGAGCUAAACUAUGUGACUUCGGUUUGGCUCGAAUUAUGACAAAUGCCACACAUAUUCUGACAUCAAUUAAAGGGACACCACUGUAUAUGGCACCUGAACUAAUUGAUGAAAAACCUUAUGAUCAUCAUGCUGACUUGUGGUCGCUUGGGUGUAUUGUAUAUGAGUUGAUAGCAGGGCAGCCACCAUUCUGCACAAUGUCAAUAUGGCAACUUGUUCGCAUGAUCAGACACAAGCCUGUUCAGUGGCCAAGCUUCAUCAGUGCCGAUGCUCGCUCCUUCUUACAGGGACUCCUCCACAAGAAUCCAAUAAAAAGAAUGACAUGGCCAGAAAUUUUAGAGCACCCAUUUGUUUCUGGUCAUGUUCAUAUACUUACAGAGGAUAUACAAAGUGAAUCACCUUUCACAAAACCUUUAACACACAGUCAACAAGAAGCAAAACAAUUGCAAAGAGAAAAGAUCAGUAAUAUUGCUAGGUGUACAAAAUUAGAGGGAGAAUCCAGUAAAAAUGAGACAAGAGAACAUGAUUUACGAAAUGUUCGCGUGAUGCAAGCUAUGGAAUGUGUACCCAUUUCUGACGAUGAUAGCGUCAGGGCAACGAGUGCGUUCAGCGUUCGGGACAGCCUCAAAACUGACGAUGAAGAUCAAUCACAUCCUAUAACAGCAGUAAAUGCUAAACUACUUCGCCAUGAAUACAAUGUUAUGGAUAACUCCAAUCUUGUUGUAUGCAAUCUAGAAAAUAAUAUGGCGCAGUUAAUGGCAACUAAUAAAAAACAACCGGAUGCAAAUGUGAAUAAGAUGGACAAAAUUGAUGAAGAGAAACAUAAUGUUGAAGCUCAAGGAGAAAAACCGAAAUUGGAUUCGAAUGAAAGUAAAAACGAGUUGUUAGAUGUCAAACAAAAAUCCAAAUCGAUAGACACAGCAUCACAGAGUUUAGAAAAUCCUAAAAGUUCAAUCAAAUGCAGUAGCGAUGUGAGCUGCAAAUCAGGUCUUAGUAAAAGUGUGCCACCAUCUUACAAGCAGAAAAUACUUCAGUUUUCCAGAGACAAACUUAGAUUUGGAAGUGGUAGUAACAAAUUGACAAGGAGUAUAAAGAGAUCAUUCAACAUUAAAAGUUGGGAUAAAAAUAAAGGUGACAGCCUUAGACGUACAAGUGAACCAAAUGUGGAAGUACCAAGUAUUGUAACUGAUACAGAGAAAUGUUCUAAAGAAGAAAAAGACGAAGAUAUUGAAAAACGUGAAGUCAUCGAGGAUAUGUCAGAUGACAAGGACAUUGCUGACAAUGAUCGUAUUCUAACAGAAGAUAAAAAUGCAGUGAAAGAGCCUUCAACCAUAGAGUUAGAAGAAUGGGAAGCUUUCCUUAAUUCCAAUAUCAGCGAAGUCAUGGAUGGCGAUAUUGAGUCGCUCACGCAACUUAAUAUGGUGAGCAUGGUGGUGGGCGUGGUGGGGAGCGCGGCGCGGGGACGGCGCGGCGCGCGCGUGUGCGGCGCCGUGGCCGCGCUGCUCGCGCUGCCGCCGCUCGCGCACCACGCGCCCGCGCACACGCUGCUCAACAUACAACACGUUUAUCUUGAGGCAAAGGUGGUGUACAAUUUCGUCGGUGCCAUAAACACCCUGAUGAAAGAUAGUCAGGAUACUGACGAUGGGGCAGAUGACAGAUUGCAAGGCGUGAGUCGCAUGGUGGAGGUGUGCGCGUGGCUGUGCGUGCGGUCGUGCCGCGGCGUGCGCCAGUUCGCCACCGCGCUCGCCGCCUACGACGCAUGCGCCGUCUUCACCACGCUACUUACACUUUAUACAAAGACCUCUCGCAUCGCGUUAAAUAUUGUGGGCUUGCUUAUAACCGUACUUCAAGAUUUGCCGGAACAUGCCGACGUGGUUGAGAAGAUAAUAUUUGGUCACCCAACAUUUAACUUCAUAUGCCUGUUGGAACAACCAAGCGAUGCGCUCAGGUUGAGAGUUUGCAUCCUAAUUAGCUUACUUUGUACGUUCUCGUGUACAGCAUUUUCAGCCUACAUGGAGUCUAAGUGGACCAAAAAGGACCAAGAUUGUUUGGAAGCACUACACACUCAUUGCAACGUAACGUUGAACCGAGCAGCUAGGCUCGCUAGUAAAGAGCUUAGCAACAUGCCGUUCUAUAUUAGCUAGGUAUUUCGAUACUAGAAUUAGUGCUAAUUUAAAAUUUACUCGUAAUGUGAUGUUAUAAUUUAUCGUUUUGAAGCUAAUAGGUAUAAAGUUUAUAUAUUACUCAAAAUUACAGUUUACGUAAGAAAUCAGCAAUAAUAUAGUAGUUUCACAAUAGAAUUUUUAGUCCGUGCAAAUAAAUUGAAUAGAAAUUUAAAUAAAUUAUUUAGGUUAUGUUUGAAGAUAAUUAUUAAAUACGAUGAAAUACACAGUACAGUCCUUAUGCAUUUAUAAAGUUUAUAGUAAAAUACUGAAACCUUUACAUGUUUAUGUUAUAUUAUGAAAUAUGUAUUACCAUUAGUGAUGUAGUUUGGUAUAGAGGGACCCUAUAUCAAAAAUUGUUAGGGGCUUUCAGGGCAGUGCGAACUUUUAGGCACCCGCUUAGUUUAAUGUAGUAUGUGCCAAGAGUGACUCCUGAAACUGGGGUCCCGUAUCACCUAUAGGGCUGAUAUGACGAUAUACUUACAAACCACAAAAGGUAUAUUUAUCGCCUGAUUUACUUCGUGUAUUAAAUCAUGAACGUGGAAGUGGGGUUACGCGUAUAAAUUGAAAUCACAGCUCGGCAAAGAACUGAACAUCAAGACUGAUUUAAUUAGUAGUUGUUAUGUGUCACAAUCGUUUUAAUACAAUAGGUAUUUAUACCGCCACUGUCCUUUAAGGGCAGUCAGAGGAAUGUCACUUCACAAUUAUUAUUUCCGUCCCAUAAUAAAGGUGAUUCUAUCUGCAUUUAUUGCAUUAAAACAAAUAUCUACUCAAUUGCGAUGUAGUAUGGUAUAUAUAGGUAUAUAUACCGUAGUAGGUACUCAUACUCAGAAAUGGGUGCGCGGAAAAUGUGCAAAGUAUAAGCGUAUAAAAAGGCACUUAGUCUGUGCGGAUGAAAUAAGCCUUUUGUGUCAUAACUGACUUGCGCGUUAUGGUGUAGUGAUGACUGCCUUGAAACUAGUGUUCGCCGUUAUUAGAAGAUUUGAAACGUGUAUAUCCAGUUUAGACAGUCCAGCAUAAAUGUGGCGACUGGCGAGGGACAACUAUCUUGUCAAUCUAAACUAUCUGUAGACACAUCUUUUAAUAUUAUGUGCAAUGGAGUCACAUUUAUAUCAAAAUAAAAUGGUUGGGAAUUUCUAACUGUUACAUAAUCGGUUUUUAAUUUUAAUUUGUCAUUUUAAUAAUUGCAAUAUUUACUUCCUUAACUUUGUUAAUUUCAGUGUUUGAAGUAAUUAUUUUUUGUACAUUUUCUUCCUAAUGGAAAAUCGCCCUAGAGGAAGGAUUUAAAACAUUGAUUAGCUUAAUCAUAAAUAUAAUUGCGUUAGUAAGUAAGUAUUUACUUUAUGUGGUGUCUAAGAUAUGAAAUACGACUCACAUGCAAUUUAUGCGUAUCGAACGUGUGUCGCAUGGUCUCCUUGAUCUUAUAGAAAGUUGGACUGCUGACUGGGACACGCUGGGGUGUUAGAUUGUCAGGUCAAGCAGCACUGUCUGGGUUUAUGUAAGCCUAGAUCGAACCUCGGGCCGGUUGUGAAAACUAGGCAAUAGAGUAUUUAUAUAUGUUUUUUUUAUUUUUUACAUUAUUUUGUAUGUAACAGCAUAUAAUACGAUAAAGAAGCCCUUCUGUGAAAACUGCAUUAAAAUUGGUCAAAAAAUGUGAUACAAAUUUAUUUUUUAAUACUGAAAUGCGCAGCAGUGGGCGCAUAGGAGAUAUCUCAUUUUUUUGCAAGCAUCGUAAUUCCUGAUGACGUCACGUGCGCGUAUUUCGCCACUCGCGUUGGUUUGACACUUACCCCUACUGAUUAUAAUGAUAAUGUAAUUUGUGCACAAGGGCUCAUUUAGACGGAGCAAUAAUUCUUAUAGCAAUAAUUGUAUGCAAAUAUUGAGCAUCGUUUGAACAUGCGCAAUCUUGUGGUAAUUCUAGCCUGCAUUGAGGCCCGUAUACCGCCAUUUAACAUAUAUUCAAAAGACGAUUAUUUCUAGCAAUAAUUGCGUACGAUUAUUGCUAGCAAUAAUAGUUGAUCAGUCUAAAUGAGGCUUAAUAGUAUUUGUUCACAUGUUGCUUUUUAUUGACAGUUUUUAUUCCCAAUUGCGAAUCAUAUUUUCGGACAUUACAUACUUAAUUUUAGGUUUGUAGUUUCAGGGGCUCAUUCGCGCUGUAAAUAGAAUUAUAAUAGGACAGCGCAGUUUUAUCGCCUGCUAAAUAUUUUACUGUUAUAAUAGUAAUACAAUAAUAUGAUAAUAAAUAAUAUUUAGCAA
Molecule: messenger RNA, 5073 nt
Organism: Manduca sexta (tobacco hornworm)
Lineage: Eukaryota; Metazoa; Arthropoda; Insecta; Lepidoptera; Sphingidae
Gene: fu
Product: serine/threonine-protein kinase fused
Exons: 11
Coding region: 247-2799 (850 amino acids)
Biological process (GO): protein phosphorylation
Cellular component (GO): cytoplasm
Molecular function (GO): protein kinase activity; ATP binding
Source: RefSeq, a predicted model, not a curated record